Molecule: messenger RNA, 1719 nt
Organism: Exophiala aquamarina CBS 119918
Lineage: Eukaryota; Fungi; Ascomycota; Eurotiomycetes; Chaetothyriales; Herpotrichiellaceae
Exons: 3
Coding region: 1-1719 (572 amino acids)
Biological process (GO): DNA-templated transcription
Cellular component (GO): RNA polymerase III complex
Molecular function (GO): single-stranded DNA binding
Source: RefSeq, a predicted model, not a curated record
AUGCUGUCAUAUCGUGCAGGAUGUUUAUGGCUCAUUACUUGCUCUCCGGGCUUGGCUCUAACGUCAAAACAGCGAUUCUUUGAAAUCCUAUGUCAAAAAGGCCGCCUUUCUGCUCCCCAGAUCGCCCAAAAAUGUCGACUGCCUCUACGCCAAGUCAAAUCUGCACUGGCUGCUCUGAUCCAGCUUCGGCUGAUUUAUCACCAUACUAACGCUGAUGGUCUAUCAACAUAUCAAGCAAACCAGCAGAAUGCUUAUCCGCUGUUGAGGGCAGGUCGCCUGAUUCAACUCGCGCGGGAAUCGGGAGGGCCUACAGCUGCGGAGACCUUGAGAGAGCUGACUCUUUUGGGUUAUGCAACAGUACAGGAACUAGAGGUCCGAGUGUGUAGGAAUGGCGACGUCGGACAUACUCACAAUCACUCAGGACAAGUGAAUGGUUUUAGAAAUACUGCGGGAAUCUCGGACCCAGAAACUAUCGAUUCUUCGGCCUUUCGAGCCGCCUUAGUACAUCUCAUUGACAACAGGUAUAUCACCAAGCUCAGAGAUGCACAUUUUCAGUCGAUAUUUGAUGCUCGGCAAGAGAUCGAACGUCAUUUGAACUCUUUCGAUGGUAGUGGCCCUACAGCAAAGAGUAAGAAGGCACAGUCGGAUCAAGAUGCGAAGGCUCUCCAACAACUUAAACAACAUCUGGACGACACUACGUCGGCGGAUGUGGUCUUGCAUGAGCUUUCAGUCGAUGUGAACGAUGGGCCAGCCUUUGGGAAACAAACUCUCCUCAGUGUUAAUUAUUCCAACUUGACGUUUGUCUUGCGUAAUCAAUUACUAGCCAGGGCAGCUGGACGAAUGUUUGGACAGCCAACUGCACAAGUUGCAAAAGCCGCGGCAAAGCAAAUCGAUUUGCACCUCCACCCACUCGGGCCUCCUUCGCCAACCGAUCUCCCCGAGACUCCACAGAAGUUGGACAUCGACCAAAUAUUGGACGACGUGCAUUUCGACGACGAACCUCUUCGCAAUACCAGGCCAAGCACAAACGGAUGGUCCUCUGAUCGACAUGUCAAUGGUUUCCAUUCCUCGAAUAGCAAUGGCGUGCACCACCGGACAGACGUUAUUCGUCAUCUAGAAAUCUUGGCAGAAGGGGCAUUCUCUUUCUUUGAAUACAACUCCGUCUUGGAUGAAUGGUUUGUGCACAAAAAAAAGUUGAGCCUCUUUCUCCGCGACCAAGAGCUUAUGCGGCUUGUAGCGGAGGGCUUACGCGUGGACGAUCCGAAAUUGAGAAUUGUCCGGAUGCUGAGUGACAAGGGUAAAUUGGACGAGAAGAACCUGCAAGAGAUUGGGCUGCUCAAUGCCAAGGAACUUCGACAGAGUCUAGCAUCCUUGCAGUCAGCAGGGCUUCUAGAAUUGCAGGAGGUCCCAAGAGAACCGCAAAGACAACCGAAUCGAACAAUAUUCCUUUGGUUCUACGAUGCCGAAAGGGUACAGAAAAUGUACCUAAACAAGCUCUACAAAUCUAUGUCGAGACUAUUUCAGCGGUUGGAGGUCGAACGAGAUCGCAUUGCCACUACCCUUACCAAGAUUGAACGCACGGAUGUCCAAGGCCUCGAAGAGGAUAUCCUCUCUGUAGCAGAACUAAAAGUCUUGAGUCAGUGGCGACAGAGAGAGGCUUGGUUCAUGGCAGAGGUCAGCCGUAUUGAUGACGCCGUCUCGAUCCUGCGUGAUCUCUAA